Messenger RNA from Pundamilia nyererei, 800 nucleotides. RefSeq names its product interferon-induced GTP-binding protein Mx-like. Gene Ontology annotation, molecular function: microtubule binding; GTPase activity; GTP binding. Gene Ontology annotation, cellular component: plasma membrane; cytoplasm; nucleus. The record is from RefSeq and is a predicted model, not a curated record. Lineage: Eukaryota; Metazoa; Chordata; Actinopteri; Cichliformes; Cichlidae. Gene Ontology annotation, biological process: synaptic vesicle budding from presynaptic endocytic zone membrane; defense response to virus; receptor internalization. The transcript has 5 exons. The annotation marks the transcript as partial.
GAAACAAAACACAUCACUUUUUCUUUCUCUUCGAACCCACGGUCUGCUUUUCACGAAGCAUGUUAUCACUUUGUCCAUUUUUAAUUUUUAUUUUUGUCGUAAGACAAGCUGAGACCAGCAUGAGCACUCUGAACCAGCAGUAUGAUGAGAAGGUCCGUCCCCUCAUCGACCUCAUUGACUCUCUCCGCUCUCUCGGUGUAGAGAAGGACCUGGCGCUGCCUGCUAUCGCCGUGAUUGGAGACCAAAGCUCGGGGAAGAGCUCUGUGUUGGAGGCGCUGUCUGGGGUGGCACUGCCGAGAGGCAGCGGUAUUGUGACAAGAUGUCCACUGGAACUGAAGAUGAUGAGAAAGAAGAAAGGAGAGGCGUGGUAUGGAAAGAUAAGCUACCGCGACUUUGAAGAAAAGAUAAAAGAGCCUGCAGUCGUCGAGAAAAUGAUUCGAGAAGCUCAACUUAAAUUGAUCGGGAAUGAGAUGGGGAUCAGCAGUGAGCUCAUCAGUCUGGAGAUUGCCUCUCCGGAUGUUCCAGACCUUACUCUCAUCGACCUGCCUGGCAUUGCCCGGGUGGCUGUAGAUGGGCAGUCGGCAGACAUUGGUGAUAAGAUUAAAACUAUGAUCCAGACUGUCAUCAGUAAACAAGAAACUAUCAACCUGGUGGUUGUUCCAUGCAACGUGGACAUUGCAACUACAGAGGCUUUGAAUAUGGCUAAGCUGGUGGAUCCUGAUGGAGAGAGGACUUUGGGUGUCUUGACUAAACCUGACCUGGUGGACAAAGGCACAGAAGAGAACGUGGUUAAAAUUGUC